Mucor velutinosus is the source of this 3582-nucleotide messenger RNA. RefSeq lists its product as uncharacterized. The transcript has 2 exons. Lineage: Eukaryota; Fungi; Mucoromycota; Mucoromycetes; Mucorales; Mucoraceae. The record is from RefSeq and is a predicted model, not a curated record. Bases 1 to 3582 code for a protein of 1193 amino acids.
AUGUCACAUCUGUUACAUAGAAGAAGAGGGCACGACUCUGAAGAUGAGGACGAAGACGAAUCCAUUGUGUCGGGUAUGACAACCACUGAUUACGAUGAUGAAGAUGAUGACAACGAUUAUACUACAUCGGAUGACGAGGAUGAUUCUCAACAAGAAAGGGAAACAGACAGUGAAUAUGAUUCAAGUGAAAAUGACACGGAAACAGGAUCAGAGCAAGAUGACGAGGUGCAGCAGCAGCCAACAGUAAUGAAAACAAAAACCAAGGCAAUUCAACAGGCCACAACGACACCACCCACUACUAGCAGCCAAACAGCACAGAUGAAGGAACAAGUGAAUGACCAGCCAAAGCCAUUGUCAUCAUCAUCACCAGCAUCACAUGGCACCCCUAUGACUACUAGUCAAACGGUGGACAUGGAUUACCAAGAUUUGCAACAGCAAGAAAAAGAAAAGACAGUUCAGGAACUACGUGAGUACCGACGCAAAUUAGCAGAGGAUCCCAGUUUUGUACCCUAUGUUGGCUUAUUCUGGGGCCAUGAUGAUAGAUACAGAGAGGAUUCAUUGGCUACGGGUGGUAACGAAGCGACGCGUGAAUCGAUGCCUCAUUUCAGCCAGCACACGGCAGCCAGUGCUAGUAUCAAGAAGCCAUCGUAUGAUCGCAACCUAGACCCUUUGAUGCACAAGAAAUGGGAUCACAGUGGUUAUGAAGAACUGAUGCGGUUGGAAGAACAAGAUGAAAGACGGAAAAGAGAGUUGAUUGAGUCGGGACAAUCACCUUCUCAAGCGGAUCACCAUCACAGACCUCCACCACGAUUACCAAGAUACCAUCAUUACAACAAUCGGGGAAGAGGUCGAGGUGCUGGUGGUUAUCGAGGCGGUUACCACCAUCAACAGAACAGAUUUGGCAAUCCUCAAAAGCGCCCCUAUACUCAACAACAACAGCAGCAGCAGCAGCAACAAGAAGAAUGGCCUCAAUUAGCAACUACUACUGAUAGUAGCAGUGCUGCAGCAGGUGGCCACACAGCUGAUCAGUCCAUCUGGAACAACAACAAGGCGCAAGAACCAAAUGUGGAUGGCUGGGGUUCUGUGGAUAGAGCUGAAGAGAUCAAGCCCAUGGUCAAAGUGGAUUCUGCGGCUGAUAGAUGGGGAACGUCAACAGCAGCUGCUUCUGUUGCUGAUAAGGGAUGGGCAUCUGCACCACCAACUGAUACACCUCAAGCUGAGAGACAGUCAGUUGGCACUGAGCAAGAGACGCCAAAACAAGAUUCGCCCAAGACUCGUACUGUACAAAAUGAACAUGGGUGGGGAGCAUUGCCUGAAUCGACAAGCGUAAAUACGUCUACUAAGCAGAAGGAACCUAAAACCUCGGCAACAGCAAACACAAUUUCUCAAGACAAUUGGAAUGUACCUCCACCACCUGCAACCACCGCUGAGUCUAGCAGCACUGGUUGGGGAGAGCAACCCACAGUUUCUCAAUCUGAAGGAUGGAACACAGUGGCUGAGAACGCUGUAUCAGGUUGGAGCAACUCUGAUUCAACUUGUCGUGUGGAGACAACCACUGUAGAAGCUGCACCAAUCACUGUUCAAGAGGCUGAUCACAAAGAGGACGAAACACGACAAGAAAAUGCUUCUAUGCCAAUCGUUUCGCCUUCUGUUGCCACUACCACUGAUAGUUGGGGCAAGCCAGAGGAAAUGCAAGCAGCACAGGAUAUUUGGUCCAACAACAAUAACAGCAACGAGACAAAAGAUUGGAAUACGCCUCAAUGGGACGCAACAGUGAAUAACAGCAGUGAUCAUGCAAAGGGAGAAAGCAAGUCGACAUCUCCAGCGCCACCACAGAAAGAACGCAAUGAAAUACCACCAGAAGAGAAAGCAUCUUCCUCUUGGGCCAAUGUCAAGCCUGAUGUAAAAGUGCAUACCACACCUUCUGAUUUUACCAAGAUAGACUUCAGCAGACGCUACGAUUCAUCUCGUCGCAACAAUAGCAGCAGCGCUUAUCAACAGCAUCAGAAAUCAUCAUCACAAACCACUCUGGAUGACUCUAUGCAGCAAAAGUGGGAUUCAAAGGCUACAUCUGAUCACUGGGGAGCUGAUGCAACAACAACACCCUUUACUGGAUGGAAUACUACUCCUGAUAACGUGAAUACACAGAGUGAAUGGACCACUACUACUCCACAAAAGACUGCAGAGACUUCAAAGGUCGAAGCUAGUUGGGAUUCAAAGUCUGUCGCAAAGCCUACUUCAUCCUGGAGCGCUACUGUUGACACUGCUUCUACCAAAUCAACCUCAAACUGGAACGAAUCUUCUUCUUCUACUGCUGCUACUGCUGCUGCUGCUGCUGCUGCUGCUGCUGCUACAUUUGAUCAAUCCAAUUCCUCAUCUUCUUCUUCUGCACGUGGUGGCUGGAAUAACAGUCGAUCCAGUAAUAGUGCCAAUUGGAAUGCGGAUAGAGAAUGGAACAACAAGACGCGCAACGAACAACAGAGUAAAAAAGGUCGAGGUUACUUCUCUGGAAAGAACACUACCACAACGACGACUGAUAUUCAUGCUGCUGAAACAGCCUCCAACAGCACAGAGGGAUUCAACACUCCCGAAACAUCUGCUUGGGGCCAUUUCCAAAGUACCGGUGAUGACGAUUCUGAUGUAGAGAUUAUUUUGGAGGCAGAAGAAGAACCUGAAUGGUCCAAAGAAGAUGAACAAGUGCUGGGUAUGACAGCACCUGCCGACGCCCAACAACAACCCUAUUCACCAUCCUUCAAUCGCAUGUCAAAAUCCUAUCUUUCGCAACAUCAACAUGAUAGUGGCCAAAGUAGCUCUCAUCCAGAGUACAACCGAAAGUCUACUGCCAAUAAUGGCCGUCAUAGCAACAACAACAACAACAACAACAACAACAAUAACAAGCCAUCUCAUCAACAUCGUACUAGUCAAUAUGAUGACAAUUGGCGUCAACCAAGGGAGGAGACUGAUGCUUAUCUUCCCAUGUAUUAUCCAACGCCUGUCGCGCAUCCUCAUCCAUCCUACAUGCCCAUGAUUCCCAAUGGCAACGGCACUCCCAUGUAUGCCGUGCCAUUCCCUAUGGGUCCUACUUCUUCUUCUUCUCCGUCCAACAGGGUCGUUCAUAGUGGCGGAUCUGCUAGCCCAUCGCAGGAACCAUCAUCCAGCACAAGUCCUCAUAAAUUCUAUACACCAUCACCUCCCAAUGUACAACAAUUGCCACCUGGAUAUGAAGCCAACGGUAUGGUUUAUUACGGCAUGGACCCAUCUACCAUGUAUCCUCCGCCACAAGCGUUUUAUUACUAUGCGCCGCCACCACAGGCACAACCACCGCACAUGGUGUCCAGUAGCAACAAUAAUACCAACGAUGGCUAUGACUCCAUGAAGCGAGCUUCUAUAUCACCUCUGCAUCAUCAUCAGCAUCUACAACAAGCUGAGGAAGACGACUGGGGUCCUGCACCAGACACACUGGAAACAGAAGAGCAAUGGAGGACAACGACCAUGAGUAAAUCAUCACAACAUGGUUUUCAAAAUAGAAAGCAGCAGCCUGUGAAUCAAUACCACUAUCCUCAACACAGCCGUCAUUACUAG